GCGACACCAUUGCUAUAUAAUCUGUGUUUAUGAGUGACAGAAUCGUCGAAACAAUGAAUCUGAAGUUGAAUAAUGAUAUCAAAGGCUCGCCAGCACCUCAGAAAUCAUCAGAUUCUCUUGUGAAGGAUGACCAGAAAGCCAAGCGGUCUCAACGGGAGGAAGAGCGGCGCCGAACUGGCCGGUACAUGGCCAUUCUGGUGGGAAUAUCUCUCUUCAUACUUGCGCUGUACCACGCCUGGGUGCGUCGCAUCCCCAUAGUCGCCAGCCUUGUGGUGCCAGCUCUCAUCAUGUUUGUGUACGUCGCCUGGAUCCUCUACACAGCCUCCAGGGAAAAACACAGGUUUCGUCUGUUCGACGUAGAGGUGGGGCAGGCAGGAGACGAAGCCGAAGGCGACGUGGCUAUAUCGGAGCUAAAUCAAAACAACAUCGACGUCACUGUUAUGUCUGGGAAAGAUUCCACUUCAAGCCCUGAAGAAACAAACUGGACAGAAAUAUCAACAGCACUUAUGAAGGGAGAUAAAAAUUCCCGAACAGAAGUUGAACUCAAUCGACUUCCUAUCAUCUUAGUAAAUGACAAACCGCCAGAAGAUUUGGACCAAAAAUGGCGGAAUAUUAUAGAACUGUCCAAUAACGAUAAACUAAAGGUUUUUCAUACUAGGAGAAGAUAUAAGAGGAAAUUCUGUAGGACGAGAAGAUACGCUGCCUUCAAAAGGUCAUACUCCAUUGGUUAGGGUUAUUUAAGAUAUUGUACAUAAUUGUAUGUAUCUCGUAGGUAUAUUACUGUGAUUGAGUAUUUUUAAGUGGGACAAGGAACUGCCUUAUGUACUAGGUGUAUAGCUAUAGUAAUAGAUACCUAUAAAUGAGCUUCUAAAUGCUACUAAACAGCUUUUAUGUUUGUCGUUGCGUUGUCGAAUUUUAUCAAAGGCCUGUUCCACAAUGUCUGAUUAAGUUUUUAUUUCUCUGACCGACGUAUAAUAGGGAUGAUGACAGGAU
This is a messenger RNA of Spodoptera litura, 993 nucleotides long. RefSeq lists its product as uncharacterized. Lineage: Eukaryota; Metazoa; Arthropoda; Insecta; Lepidoptera; Noctuidae. The record is from RefSeq and is a predicted model, not a curated record.